Pocillopora verrucosa is the source of this 2309-nucleotide messenger RNA. The record is from RefSeq and is a predicted model, not a curated record. Lineage: Eukaryota; Metazoa; Cnidaria; Anthozoa; Scleractinia; Pocilloporidae.
UUAUUGUUGCCAUUCGUGAUCUCAACUACACAUUGUGGCGAUGGCAUCGAAUUUUCACGAGGAACACGCGAUCAAGUGAAUUGAUUUACACCUCCAGAUAAGGACAUUAUCUGAAUAAGCAAGUUGCCGUCAUGAAGAUAACCUUUUUGACUGAGGAAUGGACUCAGUCAACCAAAGGCAGUUGUUCCACCUUCAUGAGACAGAUGGCCAUAGAACUUUCUAGACUAGAAAAUGUAGAAAUUGGUAUUUUAAUUCCAAGUGCCAGUCCAGAGGAUAAAGAAGAUGCCCAAAAAUACAACAUCAAUGUUUUUGAACCUGAGAAACUUACAGGCUAUGAACCAGUUGACUGUCUACAGUUUCCUCCACAAGGAUUUAGCACUGACUUUAUCAUUGGUCAGGGCAUUAAGCCUGGAUGUCAUGGACAGGUCCUUAAGAAUAACCUUGGCUGUAAAUGGGUGCAUGUGGUCCUGAGAAAUGCAGAAGAAACAGCAAUGUUCCAGAAAACCCCAGGUGCCAUUUCCGAAGGGCAGAAACAGUACGAAACUGAGGUAGAAUUGUGUAAAAAGGCUGACAUGGUUAUAACAGUUGGCUCUAAGCUCAAUGAGACCUUUAAUUCUGCUCUGCAUCACUGUAAGAAAGAUCAUAUAUUCAAUCUUACACCUGGCAUUUUUGAUGAGUUUUUUGGAGAGCAGAAGCAAUACCGAAAUUCAAAGAACUUUAAAAUCUUAGUGUUUGGCAGAGGGAACACUGAAGACUUUGAACUUAAAGGUCUUCAUGUUGCUGCCAAAGCUGUGGCACAUCUUAAUAAGUAUGAGCCAUCAUACAUUCUCAAAGUUGUUGGUGCCCCUGAGGGAGAACAAGAGAAACUGGCUGAGAGGUUGGAAGAUCUUGGGAUCUCUCGUAGUCAACUAAUUGUGAGAAGUUUUUACACAGAAAGAGGAAAACUGGCUCAGCUAUUUUUGGAAGUGGAUCUUGUUUUGAUGCCUUCAGGUACAGAGGCAUUUGGUCUUGCAGCUUUGGAGGCAUUAUCAGCAGGUGUACCAAUCCUUAUUACCCAUAAUUCUGGCUUGGCGGAGGCUCUAGAAGAAAUACCUUUCGGGCGCAGAUGCAUAGUAGAUCAAGCAGAUGAUUGGGCUGACCAAAUCAAGCAAGCACGAAAACAUCUGAGAACUGGAUUAGUGGAGGCAAGCACACUACGCAACAACUAUAAAGAGAAAUACUGUUGGAUGGACCAAUGUGCUGCUUUUGUGAUGAAGCUUAGGGCCUUGCAUUCAGGACAUGCUGAGGAAAUGCAACAGGAGUCCCAAGGCAAAAGGCAUUCAGCUCAAAAGCGAGUGGCUGAAUGUGCUGAGGAAGUUGAACAGGAGUCCCAAGGAAAAAGGCAUUCAGCUCAACAGCAAGUGGCUGAGGGAGUAGUAACUGAUGAUGACCUUCAAACACUUGGCAAAGCUAUUGGUGUCAAUUGGGAUCGACUGGCACGUCGACUACCUAAAAUUGAGGAAGAUGACAUAGAGGAAAUUGAACACAGCCACAGGACUUUGUCUCAAAGGGGAUUUCAUAUGCUGAAACUGUGGAAAACAAACAAUGGGAAAGCUGCAGACUAUAAGACUUUGUAUAAUGCAUUAGUCCAUGAGUUGGUACAGCGGAAAGACUUAGCACAAAAGUAUUGUUUAGAAUAAUAUCUCAUAGAUAUUGCUCAUACCAAACCUGGCAGUUAGUUUAAAUAGAGACGGCCACUAGGUGGAAAGUAGAGAUAACUUCGCUAGUUACCAAUAAAUUCCAGUUGGUUAUUAAUUGUAAGAAUCUAAUGAUUUAUUAAUCCUUGAUUUACAUCCUUUUAUCGAUAGCCUUUUUACAACAUUAUACAACAUGUGUUUAGCUAAUUUUAUCCACGCAUUUGAUUGGAAGAAAGACGCAUAGAUGAGGAGAAUGUUGAAGCUUUGAAAUGAUCGUAAGUCGGCUCAGGAGAGAAGUUCUUUAAAAUAAAGUAUAUAUCAAGUACUCUAAGGUUUUUUUAAUAUAGAAAAUUGUAUAUAUUGUGUUAAAAAAUAAAAUAAGUGCUUGUUUAAAGCAAUUAGGUUAUUGAUUAUGUGAACAUUUUUUAGUGAUUGAGGAACGAAACAUUUGCAGUCGUUCGUCGUUGGUUAUUACAGCUUUAACUUGUUUUUGUAGAAAUCGAGAAUGACGAUAUUUUCAUUUGGCUAAAUCUAUAUAUUAGUUAACUAGCGUUUCCUUAGCAGCUGACUUUUAUGCAAUAUAAUGGAACAUUUAGCCCGGUUAUGAAAUACAUGGAGUGCAUUUACUUUGAA